Bemisia tabaci is the source of this 1871-nucleotide messenger RNA. The record is from RefSeq and is a predicted model, not a curated record. Lineage: Eukaryota; Metazoa; Arthropoda; Insecta; Hemiptera; Aleyrodidae.
GAACAAGAUUUAGAGGUUAUUUGCGACUGCCAUUUUCUCCAAAGAGUGGCAGCCGAUAUUUUGUGACCGAAUUUCAGGAAAAGACUUGGAACAUCUACAAUUAUGGCCUCCAAAUUUUUAAAAUUGGGCCCAGCCCGCUUGCUAGCGCAGAGGACCAAAUUCAACCAGGUAACUCCUUUGAGGCAAGCGUCAGCCGCUGCCCAUUCUGUUCGUGAGGCCCUUCUCAAUUACCCACCAACCCAAGUCACUCAGAUUGAGGGAGGACUCCGUGUCGCAACAGAAGACACUCGCUCUCCCACAGCAACCAUUGGUCUGUGGAUAGAUGCUGGCUCUCGGUGUGAAAACGAUGAGAACAACGGCGUUGCCCACUUUCUGGAGCAUAUGGCAUUCAAGGGAACAUCCUCAAGAUCACAAACAGAUCUAGAAUUAGAGGUGGAGAACUUGGGUGCUCAUUUGAAUGCCUACACUUCAAGAGAACAGACUGUUUUCUACGCCAAAUGUCUCAGCAAAGAUGUUCCAAAAGCCAUCGAAAUUCUAGCUGACAUCGUCAAGAACUCUAAAUUAGGCGAAAACGAGAUUGAACGUGAGCGUGGAGUGAUUCUACGUGAAAUGCAAGAAGUAGAAACCAACCUCCAAGAGGUAGUUUUUGACCAUCUCCAUUCUUGCGCUUUCCAAGGAACUCCACUAGGAAGGACCAUCCUUGGACCCACUGAAAACAUCAAGAAAAUUUCCCGUGAAGAUCUAGCCAAUUAUGUCAAAGCGUACUAUGUUCCCGGACGAAUGGUCCUUGCAGGAGCUGGCGGAGUAGAUCACAGUGAAAUUGUCAAGGAGGCACAGAAGCAUUUUGGUGGAAUCAAACCAGACUAUGACGCUGAGCAUGAAUUACCAGGACCAUGCAGAUUCACCGGUUCAAUGAUCCGAGCAAGAGAUGACGCUCUCCCGCUAGCUCAUGUUGCCAUUGCUGUCGAAGGCUGCGGCUGGUCCAACUCUGACAACAUUCCACUCAUGGUUGCCAACACGAUUGUUGGUGCAUGGGACCGAUCACAAGGCAGUGGUGCCAACAAUGCCUCAUAUCUCGCCCGUGCUUGCUCUCGUGAGGGUUAUGCUCACAGUUUCCAGUCAUUCAAUACGUGCUACAAGGACACAGGCCUGUGGGGUAUCUACUUCGUCACUGACAGAUUACAUGUUGAUGACAUGGCUCUUAUCUCCGUUUAUGAGUGGAUUCGUCUAGCUACAUCUGCAACUGAAGCUGAGGUUGCUCGCGCAAAGAACUUACUGAAGACAAACAUGCUUCUUCAAUUAGACGGAACAACUCCUAUCUGUGAAGAUAUCGGCCGUCAGUUCUUGUGCUACAACCGUAGGGUUCCUAUUCACGAACUCGAAGCAAGAUUAGACCGUGUAACUGCCAAGGAUGUCCAAGAGGUUCUAAUGAAAUACGUCUACGACAGAUGCCCUGCAGUCGCAGCUGUCGGUCCAGUUGAAGGCAUGACUGACUACAACAGAUUACGUAGCAACUUUUACUGGCUCAGAUACUAGGUUGAUAACCCCUCAAAAACAAAUUAUAGUUUAGUUGUUGGAAAAUCCGUGUCAUUUUGUAUGAUACCUAUUUCUUUCCAUGAAUUUGAAACUCAUGCUUGAGCUGUAAAUAAUUUCAGAAUUGUUAUCUCUCUGUUUAAGUCUGUAUUAUAAAUUGUUCACAAGUCCUUAUUGAUGUGUUGCCACACUUGAUUUUAAAGUAGCAUCAAGGAGGAAUGCAGGAAUGGCAUAUAGUUCGAGAGGCUGUGUGUAUUUUCAGCUGUUGAUAUUUCUACAUUUCUCCUUGAUGAUGUUUUGAAUUUUUCACCAGCGAAUAAAUUAAAUUCAAAUGUGAA